Molecule: messenger RNA, 868 nt
Organism: Drosophila elegans
Lineage: Eukaryota; Metazoa; Arthropoda; Insecta; Diptera; Drosophilidae
Product: trypsin delta-like
Exons: 1
Coding region: 22-786 (254 amino acids)
Biological process (GO): proteolysis
Molecular function (GO): serine-type endopeptidase activity
Source: RefSeq, a predicted model, not a curated record
AUAAGUCCACGGUUCUUUGAAAUGUUUAUCGAGUGGAUUUUUGUGAUCUCCAGCGUACUCCUGGCUUCUGCCGGUUGGAUAUCGGAGCGGAUUGUGGGAGGUUACCAGGUGCCCAUAUCAGAGGUUCCCUGGCAGGCUGCUAUUCUUUUAAAUGGAACUGCUAAAUGCGGCGCUGUUGUCUACAGUGAUAAGAUCCUAAUUACGGCCGCACAUUGCAUUCCCGAAAAUAAAUCAGACAUAUCCAUCCGAGUUGGCUCUUCGACGUGGAACAACGGAGGUCAACUAUUACAGGUAGACGACGCAGAAGUGCAUAAAGAUUACAGUUCAACAAAGGAUGUCCUGAUCAACGAUAUAGCCGUAAUUCGAGUUAAGGGUCAUUUUAAGAUGGGCCACAGUGUUAGCUCCAUUCCUUUGGCAGAAAGUACGCCUGAAAGUGGAUCACCUGCAUCGGUUUCUGGAUGGGGAGCUGUUGGCCAUUCGCAGAAAGGAUCUGAACACUUACUCCAAACCACGGUGAACGUAGUCAGUCAGGAGGACUGCCAGAAGUCCUAUGGCGAGAGGAUAACCAAGAGCAUGAUUUGUGCCGCUGCCCAGGGAAGAGACUCCUGCUCCCAAGAUUCUGGAGGUCCACUGGUCUCCGACGGCCAACUAAUUGGUAUUGUCUCAUUCGGAUCAAGUUGCGCUGAUCCAAAUUACCCUGGAGUCUAUGUUAAUGUUGCCGAACUCAAGCCUUGGAUAUUGAGGGCUAUUGAAAAACUUUCUUGUCUAUGUGCCGGAAAAGUAUGAGGCAUACUUAAAGUCAUACAACCUAAAUACAAAUUCAGAAAAUUUUAAACAAAAUUAAACAGACAUGCUCUUAAAAUUGUAA